This is a messenger RNA of Lodderomyces elongisporus, 2541 nucleotides long. RefSeq lists its product as uncharacterized. The coding region runs from base 1 to 2541 and encodes 846 amino acids. The transcript is spliced from 2 exons. The record is from RefSeq and is a predicted model, not a curated record. Lineage: Eukaryota; Fungi; Ascomycota; Pichiomycetes; Serinales; Debaryomycetaceae.
AUGCCCUUUUUUAAUAAAUGUUUUCAAAAUGUCUUUGCAAAGGAUUCCGAACCCGCCAAACCCAAGGUUCGGUUUUUACUUCCAGGGGAGUCAUCAGGCUCACCAAUCUUAGAACCCAGCUCAGUCUAUAGGGACUCCAGGUAUCUAAGAAAAGCUGGAACUGAAACUUAUGGCGAGAUUUUUCAGAAUAAGCUGGAUUACACAGAGCCAUCAACCGGAAUACCAUUAAUUAGAAGGCGCGCUUUAGAAGCUGAGAAUGCAAAGCAACCACCAAAGAACAGCCCUCCGCAUUUCUCUCCACCAAAGUCGAUCUUUGUACGCAUUGCGGAGGAUCCACGUGUUUUUCCCGAUGAUUUUAUGGAUAUGCUGGAUGGCACAGAAGUAUCAGUUGCGUCAGAAUCAGUUGUUUUGCAAAAUGCAGAGUCAAGUUUGAUCUAUGAUAAACUUAGAGGUCCAGUAAAUAUUGGAAUUGAUUUUUCCUCCGAGAGUCGCCAGACAAGGAGGGAGGAUAUAAUUACGGAAUCUGACACAGUAACAAUCCUGAGGAGUGCUUCCCAAGUAGAGGAGGCAUCCAAUAACAGCUUCACCUCGCCCUAUGACAGUCCAAGCCAACUUCAAUUUCAUGUUGCUAAUGAAACCACAGAUGGAAACGCGGAUGUACCAUGUACAUCUGCCUUAUCAGAAUUUGAGUCUAGCUCGGUGUAUGAUGAUGAAAUCAUUCCGAGAGAGGCUCCAUAUCAUGUUGCUAUUAAAACCACAGAUGGAAACGCGGAUGUACCAUGUACAUCUGCCUUAUCAGAAUUUGAGUCUAGCUCGGUGUAUGAUGAUGAAAUCAUUCCGAGAGAGGCUCCAUAUCAUGUUGCUAUUAAAACCACAGAUGGAAACGCGGAUGUACCAUGUACAUCUGCCUUAUCAGAAUUUGAGUCUAGCUCGGUGUAUGAUGAUGAAAUCAUUCCGAGAGAGGCUCCAUAUCAUGUUGCUAUUAAAACCACAGAUGGAAACGCGGAUGUACCAUGUACAUCUGCCUUAUCAGAAUUUGAGUCUAGCUCGGUGUAUGAUGAUGAAAUCAUUCCGAGAGAGGCUCCAUAUCAUGUUGCUAUUAAAACCACAGAUGGAAACGCGGAUGUACCAUGUACAUCUGCCUUAUCAGAAUUUGAGUCUAGCUCGGUGUAUGAUGAUGAAAUCAUUCCGAGAGAGGCUCCAUAUCAUGUUGCUAUUAAAACCACAGAUGGAAACGCGGAUGUACCAUGUACAUCUGCCUUAUCAGAAUUUGAGUCUAGCUCGGUGUAUGAUGAUGAAAUCAUUCCGAGAGAGGCUCCAUAUCAUGUUGCUAUUAAAACCACAGAUGGAAACGCGGAUGUACCAUGUACAUCUGCCUUAUCAGAAUUUGAGUCUAGCUCGGUGUAUGAUGAUGAAAUCAUUCCGAGAGAGGCUCCAUAUCAUGUUGCUAUUAAAACCACAGAUGGAAACGCGGAUGUACCAUGUACAUCUGCCUUAUCAGAAUUUGAGUCUAGCUCGGUGUAUGAUGAUGAAAUCAUUCCGAGAGAGGCUCCAUAUCAUGUUGCUAUUAAAACCACAGAUGGAAACGCGGAUGUACCAUGUACAUCUGCCUUAUCAGAAUUUGAGUCUAGCUCGGUGUAUGAUGAUGAAAUCAUUCCGAGAGAGGCUCCAUAUCAUGUUGCUAUUAAAACCACAGAUGGAAACGCGGAUGUACCAUGUACAUCUGCCUUAUCAGAAUUUGAGUCUAGCUCGGUGUAUGAUGAUGAAAUCAUUCCGAGAGAGGCUCCAUAUCAUGUUGCUAUUAAAACCACAGAUGGAAACGCGGAUGUACCAUGUACAUCUGCCUUAUCAGAAUUUGAGUCUAGCUCGGUGUAUGAUGAUGAAAUCAUUCCGAGAGAGGCUCCAUAUCAUGUUGCUAUUGAAACCACAGAUGGAAACACGGAUGUACCGUAUACAUCUUUUAUACCAGAAUUAGAGUCUAGCUCGCCCUAUGACGUUCCAAGCGCAUUUCCAUUUCAUGUUGCUAUUGAAACCAUAGAUGGAAACGCGGAUAUACCGUAUACAUCUGUCUUACUGGUAUCAGCCCCCUUGUCAGAUGCUGUGAGCUCAGUUGAAAGAACCAAUUGGAAUAACCAAAACUCAGAGGACUGCGAUUUUGUUUCUGUGGAUAUUAGGAUUCCAGAGGAAAACGAUUCCUGUAUGAAUCAAUUAAAGGAACCUAAAAAGAGUAGGAUACCACUGUUCAAAUUGUUUGCACGGCUCAAGAAGAGCAGAAAGACUCUGUUUAAACCGUUUUCAUGGUUCAAGAAGAGCAAAACGACUCUGUUCAAACCGUUUGCAUGGCUAAAGAAACGGGCAGAAAAGAAGGAGUUAAUAGAAAAAGUUGUUUUGGCUGAAACUGCUGACUCACACAUUUAUUCUGAACUUGGCAGAUCCUGCGACAAAAUGGCGCCUUUGUCGUAUGAUCUUGUACGGGGGACGAAAAAUGUGGAGGAUGCAUAUGCACUAGGGGUAUCAACAAGGCACAGCGGGAUCAUAUAA